AUGUCCAUGGAAAUACCUCCGAAGACUCUCCAGCACACAUCGGGAUGGAUGAACCAGCGAGGAUCCUGGGUCACCGGCGUCGUCAUCAUCGUCAGUCUGCGAAUAGGACUGGCGACGAUCCCGGGAAUAUCUGCCGAAGCCGCAUGGACCCUGACGAAUCUGAUCUAUAAUACGGCCUCAUAUUUUUUGUUUCACGGGAUCAUUGGAAUGCCAUUCGCCAUCAACGAGGACGAGUACAACAAUCUGACGCUCUGGGAACAAAUGGACAGCGGCAUCCAGUUCACCCCGACAAAAAAGUACCUGACAGCGGUGCCGAUCGUGCUGUUUCUGCUAAGUACCCACUAUACACAUUACGACUUUCCGACCUUCAUGAUCAACCUGACGUCGCUGAUGGUCGUAUUAAUUGCGAAACUGCCGCAAAUGUACAAAGUCCGGCUGUUUGGCAUCAACGAGGGCUUCCCUGUCCAAGACAAAUAG
Polychytrium aggregatum is the source of this 477-nucleotide messenger RNA. RefSeq names its product ORMDL family. Bases 1 to 477 code for a protein of 158 amino acids. The record is from RefSeq and is a predicted model, not a curated record. NCBI's taxonomy places the organism in Eukaryota, Fungi, Chytridiomycota, Chytridiomycetes, Polychytriales. The transcript has 4 exons. Gene Ontology annotation, biological process: intracellular sphingolipid homeostasis; negative regulation of ceramide biosynthetic process; ceramide metabolic process. Gene Ontology annotation, cellular component: endoplasmic reticulum membrane.